This is a messenger RNA of Neopsephotus bourkii (Bourke's parrot), 1263 nucleotides long. RefSeq names its product chromosome unknown C2orf88 homolog (gene AKAP19). NCBI's taxonomy places the organism in Eukaryota, Metazoa, Chordata, Aves, Psittaciformes, Psittacidae. The record is from RefSeq and is a predicted model, not a curated record. Bases 340 to 603 code for a protein of 87 amino acids. Gene Ontology annotation, molecular function: protein kinase A regulatory subunit binding. The transcript has 3 exons.
CUUUCAUUUAUUGGUUCCGUUUGCAGUCCCAGCUGUGAAGCUGUCUGUGCCAUGCUGAGGACAAGUGGGACAACUUGUUAAAAGCAGAUGUGGUUUUGUAUUUAGAAAUGAACUUACCUUGUCAGGAAACACCUAGCCAGGCUGGCAAAGAGACUGCUUAGCCCUCUCAUGCAAGGUGAGUUCAGCUAUUAAGCAGUACAAAAGAAGACAUUCUGCUCUUUGAAAACAACUGGAACCACUGGCAAGAAGCAGCAACACUGCACUGAACAAGGGCACCUUUUCCAGGUUAUCAAAACAUGCUAUUGAACUGAAUUUUGCAGCUGCAUUUUCAAAUGUACCAUGGGAUGCAUCAAAUCCAAGGCUGCCUUUCAAGGUUCAAAUGCUAUCCAGGAUGAACAGAUCAGGGAAGGUAAUGAAGGAUGCACUGGAGAGAAAUCAUCACUGAUAGCAGUGAAGGUGGAUGAGAAAGCUCCAUCAAGCACUAUAGUGCUAGACUAUGCACACCGUCUCUCCCGUGAGAUCCUUGAUCAGGCAGUAAAACAGUGGGCAGUGACUGAAAGCAAAUACAGCGACAUCCCUUUUAUUGAAAGUGAUGUGCCCUGAGCCCUGACUGACAAGAACUGUCUUCACCAUGCGUGUCCUGUCUGUGAAGCAGUUUGUAUUUGGUACUAGUGAAAAUAAAGUAAAAUCAGCUGUGAUUUGAGCAUAAUGCCACUAUAUGAAUGUGUUUGCAAGAAGAGGUGAAAAAAAAAUUGCCUUUUCAUCUAUAUUGCUAAGAAAUUAAUUGGAUUACAGUACAAUCUAUUAAGAAAGUGUCAUUUGUCAUCAGCCGUAUGUUGAGUAUGUUCUGUCUUUAUAUGUGUCGAAUGUGAUCAGAGAUAGUGUUAAAAGGAUGAGAGGAAUGUGGCUGCCCUGCAGCUGUACAAGCACUGCCUCAGAGGCCCCAAAGAUGCUUGACAACAAAGUGUGGAUUAUUUUUAUGUAUUGCAAAAAAAAUCAGUGGCCUGGUUGUAGGUGAAAAGAGAGGAACUCUCCAUGCUUGGUAAAUUUAUCUGCAUUUUGCUGAAGUGAAACCAAGGUCUGCAUGUAGCAAAGGUAACUGCUGUCAUAGAUUUUACCUUGAUUCUUUGACCUGGCUAAAUCUGUAAACCACAAAAUAAUGAAGGUGAUGAGAAGCACUGUAUAAACCCCAGCAGUAUUCAGGGACCCAUAUGGAUUAUGAUACUAAUGAACUUCCGUUCUUAAGUGAAACAGUGAGGUACA